AUGAUGUGCGUGGAUGUUGGAGGAGAGGGAGAAGGCGUGGCGGUUGAGGAGGUCGAUGUAGAGGGCGUAGGCGGCGGGGUGGAGGUGGCGGUGGGGGAGGACGCGGGUGGAGAGGAGGGAGAGGGCGAGCAAGGGAGGUUUGAGGAUGAAGACGUGAGAAAUCUUUCCUAUGCGGAGGCGCUGCUCGCAGAUUGGAGAAUGUCGCGUUUAGGGUUUCGCUCUCACAAUGAGGAUGCGAGGAAGGAGAUGGUUGAGACGCGAGGAGCUUCGCGUGAUGAAGAUGGUAAUUCUGCAGAUGCCAUGGAGGAGGUGAUAAACGAGAACGAUGGUAGUGGUGCUGUGUUUGGGAGAUUGAGAGAGUGGUGGUGGAGGCGUGUUAAUCCGUUGGGAGGACGACUCUGCAGUGGAGAUUUGCGUUUUUGGCAAGGAAGAUGGAGGCCGAGGGAGAUGGUUAUUUCGGCGAGAGACUUUCGGAGGCGGCAGCGCCGGGAGGAAAAUCGAGUUGCUGAUGGGAAUGUAGAGAGGAUGCAGCGGGAGGGAGAAGAUCAGCUGGUGGUUGAGGGAAAAGUUGAUUGGAAAGGAAGAAAAGCUUUGAAACACAAACAUGGAGGGAUGAAGGUUUCAUUGCUGAUAAUUGCAGCAUAUGGUAUGGAGAACAUGGCAACUCUGUCACUAGCAGUGAACUUGGUAUCAUACUUCAAUCAAAACAUGCAUUAUGAACUAGCAGAUGCAGCUAACAAUGUGACCAAUUACAUGGGUGUUAGUUACAUGCUCUCCCUUGUGGUGGCCCUUCUUGCUGACACUUGGAUUGGCAGAUACAAAGCCGUUGUCAUUUCUGGAUUCUUCGAGUCUUUGGGACUGGCAUUGCUUACAAUACAGGCACACAAGGCUAGCAUAGAGUCACCGGUUUGCAACGUGUAUGUGAAAGGUGGAGGUUGUGAAAAGGUCAGUGGGAAGCUAGAAGCUUUUCUCUUCAUAGGGCUCUACUUGUUGGCCUUUGGCAGUGCAGGUGUGAAAGCUUCCUUGCCCUCACAUGGUGCUGAUCAGUUUGAUGAGAGAGAUCCCAAAGAAGCAAUGCAAAUGUCCAACUUCUUCAACUGUCUCUUCUUAGGAAUCUGCAUUGGUGGUGCAGUCAGCUUAACGUUUAAUGUCUAUAUAGAAAACAAUAAUGGCUGGGUCUGGGGCUUCGGAAUCUCCACAGCUGCUAUUGUUUUCGGCACCAUAAUCUUUGCCUUAGGGUUACCACUAUACCGAAUUCAUGUUGCACGCAUAACAAACGGAAUCAUGGAGAUAAUACAGGUCUACGUUGCUGCAAUUCGCAACAGAAACCUUCCCUUUCCUGCAAAUCCUAGCCAACUAUAUGAGAUUGAUAAGGACAAAGAAGCUGCAGUAGAAAUAGAGUAUCAACCUCAUACAGAUAUUUACAGGUUCUUGGACAAAGCAGCCAUCCAAAGGAAUUCUGAUGUUGAAGCCGAGAAUCAAAAGACUCCAAACCCAUGGAAACUAUGCAGAGUGACACAAGUGGAAAAUGCCAAAAUCAUUCUGAGCAUGCUCCCUAUAUUCUGCUGCUCAAUAAUAAUGACACUUUGCUUAGCACAACUCCAAACCUUCUCUAUUCAACAAGGCACCACCAUGAACACCAGGAUCGCCAAGCAUUUUCACAUCCCACCUGCAUCCAUACCAAUCUUCCCAGUUGUCUUCUUAAUAAUUUUUGUCCCUUUCUAUGAUCGCAUCUGUGUGCCCUUUCUAAGCAGAUUCACUGGUAUCUCCACUGGGAUCACGCACUUGCAGCGCAUAGGAGUUGGCCUAAUACUCUCAUCCCUCUCCAUGGCAAUUGCAGCAAUCAUAGAGGUGAAGAGGAAAGGAGUUGCAAGAGACAACAACAUGCUUGAUGCAUUUCCAGUACUGCAGCCAUUGCCAUUGAGCAUAUUCUGGCUUUCUUUUCAGUAUUUUGUAUUUGCCAUAGCUGACAUGUUUACCUACGUAGGACUUCUUGAGUUUUUCUAUUCAGAGGCACCAAAAAACCUUAAAUCCACAUCUACAUGCUUUCUGUGGUGCGCCAUGGCCGUUGGCUAUUUUCUGAGCUCCAUAAUGGUGAAAAUCGUGAAUAGAGCAACCAAGAAUAUUACUGCAAGUGGAGGCUGGUUAGCAGGGAACAAUAUUAACAGAAACCAUCUGAACUUAUUCUACUGGUUACUUUCCAUAUUGAGCUUGAUCAACUUCUUCGUCUAUUUGGUCGUUUCAAAGAGGUACAAGUACAGGCCUCAACACUCUGCAGUUACUGGUGGCAGAUAA
Molecule: messenger RNA, 2295 nt
Organism: Vigna radiata var. radiata (mung bean)
Lineage: Eukaryota; Viridiplantae; Streptophyta; Magnoliopsida; Fabales; Fabaceae
Product: protein NRT1/ PTR FAMILY 4.5-like
Exons: 7
Coding region: 1-2295 (764 amino acids)
Biological process (GO): transmembrane transport
Cellular component (GO): membrane
Molecular function (GO): transmembrane transporter activity
Source: RefSeq, a predicted model, not a curated record